Peronospora belbahrii is the source of this 1713-nucleotide messenger RNA. The record is from the annotation of a GenBank genome assembly. NCBI's taxonomy places the organism in Eukaryota, Oomycota, Peronosporomycetes, Peronosporales, Peronosporaceae.
AUGAAUGCUCCACACAAGUCUCCACAGGUCAUUUCAAACUCUUCUAUGACCAUGAGAUUCUCUUUACCACCUUCUUUUCUCCAGACACGCAUGGCGCUUUCUACUGCUUGUGUACGGAAAGAACUGAAACGUGUUCAAAAUGAUACUGAAGAUACGUGGGAAGCCUAUGACUGGGACACUGACGUUGAUUUACUAUCAAGUAUCAGUACAAUUGAAAUUAAGCAGCAGGAACAAGUGGAUGAUUGGGAACUGGAGCCAAGUCUGGACUUGCCAGACGAUUUUCCAAGACUUCUCGUGAACCUCACGCGUCUGCGGCGUGAACACUUUCCAACUACAAAAGAAGGAGAAGAAGAAGCAGCAGCAUCAGACUUUGAUAUGAUGGAAGUCUUUUAUCGUGUCAAAUAUACGCUGUACCAGCACUUUUCUCAGUUGGUAGAAGUGUUAUUUGAACAGAAGUUAUGUUUUCACUGCACGUAUGGAACGUCACGUGCUAUGAUAAAAGGUCUUCAUGCUGCUUAUCCAAAAGAUGUUUUUGCUAUGGUAGAUUAUCCAACGGAGAUUGAUAAUGUGCCACUGCAUGAGUAUUUGCAUACGUUGUCAUAUCCGUCAAGAUGGAAAAGUGUCGAGUACUUGAAAGGUUGUCUACGUCGGUGUUCGCGAGAUAUUAGAUGGAAAAAAGAUGUCAUUACAGAGUUGGAGUUGCUGGCGAAACAAGAAUUUGCGCAAUACGAAGAGAAACAACGAGAACUUAGUGACGAGAUUGAUGAGCUCUCUCGUCUGCGUGAUUCGUUUCGAGAAAAGCUGGAGAAAAUGGCGAGUCAACAGGGCAAGCCAAAAGGACAGUACUUGAUGCUGCGAAAGCUGGAGGAUAUUGAAAACCGGAUAAUGACACUGCUGGAUACUUUCCUUACAGAACCAGAACUGGAAGAAGAAGAAUGUUACAGCGCAUUUGGCAACCCUGGUGGAGAAGGUGGUUUGACUACGAGCAUGAAUGUGCUUGACAUGGUGAUCGCCAUGGUGUUUGACCGCUUGCCUCGUAAUUUUAGCCAGCAGACUACGACGGAAGAGCAUUAUCAGAUGCUCUUUGAUCAUCAUAUUUAUAUUCUGCGCCUGUGGAAGAAAGACUUUGGACGUCUUCCCCAGAAGUCUCGAAUGACGUCUCAAAAAGUUUGCAUCUCAGAUGCAGGCAGUCUUCGUGUGUCAUCAGAUGAAGAUCGAGCCGCCUAUGAAGUGUGUGGCGAGCACGACAUGGUCGAGUAUGUAGAAGAUUGUUCCGUACAUGACGAUGGAAGUAGGGGAUGUGAUGAAGUGGUACACAUUGGAGUAAAUAACCACGAGGGGCGUAUGCAAGACAACAUUGAUCGGAGAUGUGACGAACCACUUGAUAGAAAGAUCCACCAUGACAUCGAUUCUGAUGGUUAUGGUGCUGACUUUGACAGUGACGAAAGUGAGGGUGAAGACGGUGUUAUGGUACAAGCUCACAGGCACCAGCAGAACACAUGUAAACAUAGCGAUGCAAAGGCACUUUCUACACCUGCUGAACCGCGACGAAGACACAUCAGAAAGACGAAGCGAAGCGCAAUCAAAGUGCACGAAUCGAAAGGAGCAAGAUAUGAAAGUGAUGGUGAACAAGAAUCGAUGCCAUUCCAACCUUUUGCUUGCACUGCAGCAGUUGGUUUACUUCGUUUAGCUAAAGAAAACGAAAUGUUUUGA